CUCAGGAGUUUCAUUUUUACCAAAUUAUAGUCUUAUAGAAGUUUGUGUGCCCUAUUUUAGGAAACCCAAUGUGAAUCUUUAAACAUUCACAACAACACAAACCCAACCUUUGUUUUAUCUUCCCAAGAUCUUGCAAAACUCACUGUUCUUUUCACUCAAAACCUCCAAAAUCCCAUCAAUGGCAGCAGCUCACACUCACCUCAACAUCAAUCAACACAUGGUGGUAUGUAUGUAUGUAUUAGUCAUCUAAUAGUCUAAUACAAAUAGCAGUUUCCCACUAUUCUUUUGUUCAAAAAGGAAACCCUAGCAAGAAAAAACAAGAACCACAAAAAGAAAAAGAAAAGCAUCAUGUGCUAGAGAAUUAGAUCUUCAAAUAAUUGCAACCCAAAUCAGGAAAACCAACCAGAUUCAACAAAAAGUCUAAAACCCUUCAAUGGAUCCUUACCCAGAAGUAGAAACGUCUAGCAACAACAACCAAAACCCUAAUUUUUUAGCGGUUUCGUCUUCUGGUUCUCAAGCGGCCACUCCCAGCCGUUACGAGAACCAGAAGCGCAGGGACUGGAACACCUUUUGCCAGUACCUGAGAAACCACCGACCGCCACUCACCCUUUCCCGGUGUAGUGGCGCCAACGUGCUGGAGUUUCUCAGGUAUCUUGAUCAGUUUGGCAAGACUAAGGUUCAUACGCCCGUGUGCCCGUUCUACGGGCACCCGAACCCACCGUGUCCUUGCCCGUGCCCGCUUCGGCAAGCCUGGGGCAGCUUGGAUGCGUUGAUUGGGCGUCUCCGGGCUGCUUAUGAGGAAAACGGCGGGCAGCCGGAGAUGAACCCGUUUGGUGCUCGAGCAGUACGGCUUUAUCUUCGAGAAGUUCGAGAUCUGCAAUCGAAAGCUAGAGGAAUUAGCUAUGAGAAGAAGAAACGAAAACGACCUCCACCACAAGAACAGCAGCAUCAACAGUUUCAAAACAUGUCAUCUUUUCAAGAGUUCACUCUUCCACCAGGUGAUAACAAUGAUGAUGAUGAUAAUAAUACUUGAAUUUCAUGAACAAAAGUUUGGAUCUUGGAAGACUUGUUUGGUUUCUUGAAAACCUUUGAUUAAAUUAAAUUAAACUACAUUAAUAUUCUAUAGCAAGUAUGAGUGGGAUUUUACUGUGUACGUUUGUUUGUUUGUUUACUGUAGCAACGUAUUCACAUCUGUGUUCCAUUUUGAUCAUCAUAC
This is a messenger RNA of Helianthus annuus (common sunflower), 1216 nucleotides long. RefSeq names its product protein LIGHT-DEPENDENT SHORT HYPOCOTYLS 4. Gene Ontology annotation, biological process: response to light stimulus; mRNA transcription. The coding region runs from base 434 to 1033 and encodes 199 amino acids. Gene Ontology annotation, cellular component: nucleus. NCBI's taxonomy places the organism in Eukaryota, Viridiplantae, Streptophyta, Magnoliopsida, Asterales, Asteraceae. The transcript has a single exon. The record is from RefSeq and is a predicted model, not a curated record.